Molecule: messenger RNA, 1684 nt
Organism: Brassica rapa (field mustard)
Lineage: Eukaryota; Viridiplantae; Streptophyta; Magnoliopsida; Brassicales; Brassicaceae
Molecular function (GO): nucleotide binding
Source: RefSeq, a predicted model, not a curated record
AUUUUUAAAGAUGAAAAAUAGUACCAUGAAACUAGUAAACAUAAAAUUUCUCCAAUUAUGAAUUAUACUAUAUAUAGUUAUCUUAAUAACUCAGAAACAAAAUUUAAACAAAUAUUUUAUUAAAAAAAAACAGUUUUUUUUUUAACUUUCUUCUGGCUAUUUAGGAAGAUGGAUUAUUUACUAAACAUCAAACAAAACGUUUAAUUGUUUUGCAAUAUUGAACUUCAGUAUGAGAUAACAGUGAUCUUUUUGUGUUCGUUUGCUAAACAUAAUAUUGCUAAGGAUCAUAGUUAAUUACUUACCUAGGGAAACAAGAAAAAUAAAUAUACAAAGGAGAAACGAAAAGUUGACUUUAUCUGGCCGGAGAAAAGAUCUAUCAAAUGGCCGACGAUAGCCAGAUCAGAAUCGGAGUGUUGAGCUGCGCAAACAUCGUCAGAAAAGUCUCUCGAGCUAUCAAUCUAGCUCCAAACGCUACUGUAUCAGCCAUAGCCAGCAUCAGCAACUCCAUCGAAGAAAUGAAAUCGUUUGCGGCAUCUAACAAUUUCCCUCCGACCGCGAAGAUUCAUGGCUCUUACGAGUCCCUUCUAGAAGAUCCUGAUGUAGACGCCGUCUACUUUCCUAUUCCGGCUAGCCUCCACGUUGAGUGGGCUGUACGCGCCGCUCAGAAGGGGAAACACAUACUGCUUGACAAGCCAGUUGCUCUUAAUGUUUACGAGUUCGACCAGAUAGUUGAGGCCUGUGAAGCUAAUGGGAUUCAGUUUAUGGAUGGGACUCAGUGGAUCCACAAUCCUAGGACUGCUAAGAUUAAGGAGUUUCUUACCGAUCCAGUUAGUUUUGGCCAGCUCAAAACAGUGCAAAGUUGUUUCUCAUUUGCAGCAAACGAAAACUUUCUAAAGAACGACAUACGUGUAAAGCCUGGUCUUGAUGGUCUCGGUGCACUAGGUGAUGCUGGAUGGUACACAAUCCAAGGAUCUCUUCUCGCCAACAGCUUCAGACUUCCGAAAACAGUGACUGGCUUACCCGGUCAUGUCCUUAACGAUGCAGGAAUCGUUCUCUCGUGUGGUGCACUGCUCGAUUGGGAAGAAGGGGUAACCUCAACAAUCUACUGCUCUUUCUUGGCAAAUGUAACAAUGGAGAUAACUGCGAUCGGUACAAAAGGCACUCUCCGUGUCCACGACUUUGUUAUCCCAUUUCAAGAAACCGAGGCCUCGUUUACUACAAGCACUCUAGCCUGUCUCAGUGAGCACAAAACUAUGAAUGAGAUUCCACAAGAGGCGUGGAUGGUGAUUGAGUUUGCUCGGUUAGUUGGAGAAAUAAAAAACAGGGGAGCUAAACCGGAUGGUUUCUGGCUUAGCAUUAGCCGGAAGACGCAGGUUAUUGUUGAUGCCGUGAAAGAGUCGCUUGAUAAUAACCUUGAACGGGUUCUUGUAUCAGGCCGGUGAUUUAAACAAAGAGCUCAGUUCAGCUUUCUUUUGUCUAUGAUUUAGAUAAAAUAUCACGAUCCUACUUAUCUUGAUAAAAGAAAAGAACAAAAAAAAUUAUCAGUCGACUUGGAUAUUAUUUAAAAUUAACUUGUAAAGCAUGUUGUCAAGUGAAAAUGGUAUUUUUUGUAAAUAAAACUCAAUCAUAAAUUUUUACUUGUAUUUUAUACUCUUUCUGUUUCAUAAUACAUGAAGUUUUGACU